AUGCUGAAAAGGAAACAGAGUUCUAGGGUAGAAGCCCAGCCUGUAACAGAUUUUGGUCCUGAUGAAUCCUUAUCAGACAACGCAGAUAUCCUGUGGAUUAACAAACCAUGGGUGCAUUCUUUGCUGCGCAUCUGUGCCAUUAUCAGUGUCAUUUCGGUGUGCAUGAAUACCCCAAAGACCUUUGAGCAUUAUCCUCCCCUACAGUAUGUGACAUUUGCUCUUGAUACGUUGCUGAUGUUUCUCUACACGGCAGAGAUGAUAGCAAAAAUGCACAUCCGUGGCAUAGUCAAGGGGGAUAGCUCCUAUGUGAAGGACCGCUGGUGUGUAUUUGAUGGAUUCAUGGUAUUUUGUCUGUGGGUGUCCUUAGUUUUACAGGUUUUUGAAAUCGCUGAGAUAGUGGAUCAAAUGUCUCCUUGGGGCAUGUUAAGGAUCCCACGGCCGCUUAUUAUGAUUCGAGCAUUCCGAAUUUAUUUCCGCUUUGAAUUACCAAGAACCAGGAUAACCAACAUUUUAAAGCGUUCAGGUGAACAAAUUUGGAGUGUUUCCAUUUUCCUUCUGUUCUUUCUGCUUCUGUAUGGAAUUUUAGGGGUUCAGAUGUUUGGACCUUUCACAUAUCAUUGCGUAACAAAUGAUACCAAACCAGGAAACAUAACCUGGAAUAAUUUGGCAAUCCCAGACACACAUUGUUCAAAAGCAUCAGAAGAAGGUUACCAGUGUCCACCAGGAUUUGAGUGUUUGGACCUUGAAGAAUUGGGAUUAAGCAGGCAGGAGCUGGGCUACAGCGGUUUUAAUGAGAUAGGAACAAGCAUAUUUACUGUUUAUGAAGCUGCAUCUCAAGAAGGUUGGGUCUUUCUGAUGUACCGAGCAAUUGACAGUUUUCCCCGAUGGCGCUCUUAUUUCUAUUUCAUCACCUUAAUUUUCUUCCUUGCCUGGCUUGUUAAGAAUGUAUUUAUUGCUGUCAUUAUUGAAACAUUUGCUGAAAUCCGUGUGCAGUUUCAACAGAUGUGGGGAUCCAGAAGCAGUACAACUUCAACCGCAACUACUCAGAUGUUUCAUGAAGAUGCCACAGGAGGAUGGCAGCUGGUAGAUGUUGAUGUGAAUAAGCCUCAAGGCAGAGCACCGGCAUGUCUGCAGAGAAUGAUGCGGUCCUCAAUUUUCCAUAUGUUUAUCCUGAGCAUGGUAGCUGUGGAUGUCAUUGUUGCUGCUAGCAACUAUUACAAGGGAGAAACUUUCAAAAGCCAAUAUGAUGAGUUCUACCUCGCAGAGGUGGCCUUUACAGUCCUCUUUGAUCUGGAAGCUCUUCUAAAGAUCUGGUGCCUGGGAUUUACUGGAUACAUCAGCUCAUCUCUUCAUAAAUUUGAACUGCUGCUGGUUAUGGGAACUACUCUUCACAUUUAUCCAGUCCUCUACCAUUCACAGUUUACGUACUUUCAGGUACUUAGAGUUGUUCGACUUAUCAAGAUUUCUCCUGCCCUGGAAGAUUUUGUAUACAAGAUUUUUGGACCUGGAAAAAAGCUUGGCAGUUUAGUUGUAUUUACUGCCAGUCUAUUAAUUGUAAUGUCAGCCAUUAGUUUGCAAAUGUUCUGUUUCGUAGAAGAACUAGACAGAUUUACCACAUUUCCAAGGGCUUUCAUGUCAAUGUUUCAAAUUCUGACACAGGAAGGAUGGGUGGAUGUCAUGGAUCAGACUCUCAAUGCUGUGGGCCACAUGUGGGCACCAGUUGUUGCUAUUUAUUUCAUUUUAUAUCAUCUUUUUGCUACCCUGAUUCUGCUGAGCUUGUUUGUUGCUGUUAUUCUAGACAACCUGGAACUUGAUGAAGAUCUAAAGAAACUUAAACAACUGAAACAAAGUGAAGCAAAUGCAGAUACGAAGGAAAAGCUCCCAUUACGGCUACGGAUAUUUGAAAAAUUCCCUAACAGACCUCAAAUGGUAAAAAUCUCCAAGCUCCCUUCAGAUUUCACAGUUCCCAAAAUAAGGGAAAGCUUUAUGAAGCAGUUUAUUGAUCGACAGCAGCAAGAUACAACUUGUUUAUUGAGAAGGCUUCCAUCAGCUUCUUCUUCCUCCUGCGAUCACUCUAAAAGGCUGGCAAUUGAAGACAAAUACAUUGACCAGAAGCUUCGCAAAUCUGUUUUCAGCAUUAGGGCAAGAAAUCUUCUGGAGAAGGAGUCUGCAAUCAAUAAAAUUCUUAGAGCCUGCACCCGUCAGCGUAUGCUUAGUGGAUCUUUUGAAGGACAGCCUGCAAAAGAACGAUCUAUUCUUAGUGUUCAGCAUCAUAUACGCCAAGAACGCAGGUCACUAAGGCACGGUUCCAACAGUCAACGAAUCAGCAGAGGAAAGUCUCUUGAAACAUUAACUCAAGAUCAUUCUAAUACAGUGAGGUACAGAAAUGCACAAAGGGAAGACAGUGAAAUAAAAAUGAUCCAAGAAAAGAAAGAACAAGCAGAAAUGAAAAGAAAAGUUCAGGAAGAAGAGUUGCGGGAGAAUCACCCCUAUUUUGACAAGCCUCUUUUCAUAGUCGGUCGGGAACACAGAUUUAGGAAUUUCUGCCGAGUUGUAGUUAGAGCUCGCUUUAAUGCCUCUAAAACAGAUCCUGUUACUGGAGCAGUUAAAAAUACAAAGUAUCAUCAACUUUAUGAUUUGCUGGGAUUGGUUACUUAUCUAGACUGGGUAAUGAUCAUUGUCACCAUAUGUUCCUGUAUUUCAAUGAUGUUUGAAUCCCCUUUUCGAAGAGUAAUGCAUGCACCUACUUUACAGAUUGCAGAAUAUGUUUUUGUAAUAUUUAUGAGUAUUGAACUUAACUUGAAGAUUAUGGCUGAUGGAUUGUUUUUUACACCAACGGCAGUCAUCAGAGAUUUUGGAGGUGUCAUGGAUAUUUUUAUAUACCUUGUAAGCCUGAUAUUUCUCUGCUGGAUGCCCCAAAAUGUUCCUGCUAAAUCAGGAGCUCAGCUGCUAAUGGUUCUACGGUGUCUUCGGCCCCUUCGGAUUUUUAAACUGGUGCCUCAGAUGAGAAAAGUUGUUCGGGAACUAUUUAGCGGCUUCAAAGAAAUCUUUCUAGUUUCAAUCCUUUUAUUGACAUUAAUGCUUGUUUUUGCAAGCUUUGGAGUUCAACUUUUUGCUGGGAAAUUGGCUAAGUGCAAUGAUCCUCAUAUAAUUGCAAGAGAAGAUUGUCAUGGUAUAUUCCGAAUAAAUGUAAGUGUUUCCAAAAAUCUGAAUUUGAAGCUAAGACCUGGUGAAAAAAAGCCUGGAUUUUGGGUGCCUCGAGUCUGGGCUAAUCCUCGAAACUUUAACUUUGAUAAUGUUGGUAAUGCAAUGCUGGCAUUAUUUGAAGUCCUGUCAUUAAAGGGGUGGGUAGAAGUCAGAGAUGUUAUCAUUCAUCGUGUGGGCCCUAUUCAUGGCAUCUACAUUCAUGUUUUUGUAUUCCUGGGCUGCAUGAUUGGACUCACCCUUUUUGUUGGAGUUGUCAUUGCUAAUUUCAAUGAAAAUAAGGGAACAGCUCUACUAACAGUUGACCAGAGGCGAUGGGAAGAUCUGAAGAGCAGAUUAAAGAUAGCACAGCCUCUUCACCUCCCACCACGCCCAGAUAAUGAUGGAUUCCGAGCUAAAAUGUAUGACAUAACCCAACACCCAUUUUUCAAGAGAACCAUUGCAGUUCUUGUACUGGCCCAAUCUGUGCUAUUAUCUGUUAAGUGGGAUGAUCAAGAUCCAGUAACUGGUCCAUUAGCUGCAAUGUCAGUAGUCUUCACCUUCAUAUUUGUUCUAGAGGUUACAAUGAAAAUUAUUGCCAUGUCACCUGCUGGAUUUUGGCAGAGCAGAAGAAAUCGUUAUGAUCUCUUGGUGACAUCAUUAGGGGUCAUAUGGGUGAUUCUCCACUUUGCCAUAACUAAUGCCUAUACAUAUAUGAUGGGAGCGUGUGUAAUUGUGUUCAGGUUUUUUUCAAUCUGUGGAAAGCAUGUGACUUUGAAGAUGCUGCUGCUGACAGUAGUUGUCAGCAUGUACAAAAGCUUUUUCAUCAUUGUAGGAAUGUUCCUACUGUUGCUUUGCUAUGCUUUUGCUGGAGUAGUUUUGUUUGGAACUGUGAAAUACGGAGAGAACAUUAACAGACAUGCCAACUUUUCAUCAGCUGGUAAAGCCAUCACGGUACUUUUCAGAAUAGUCACUGGAGAAGACUGGAACAAGAUAAUGCAUGAUUGCAUGGUUCAACCUCCUUUUUGUACUCCAGAUAACAGAACAUACUGGAAGACAGAUUGUGGGAAUUAUGCCGGUGCUCUUAUGUAUUUCUGUUCAUUUUAUGUCAUCAUUGCAUACAUAAUGUUGAAUUUGCUUGUGGCUAUAAUUGUGGAAAACUUCUCUUUGUUUUAUUCUACUGAGGAAGACCAGCUCUUAAGUUAUAAUGAUCUUAGGCAUUUUCAGAUUAUAUGGAAUAUGGUUGAUGACAAAAGGGAGGGAGUAAUUCCUACUUUCCGAGUCAAGUUUUUGUUGAGACUGUUGCGUGGAAGACUGGAGGUAGAUUUGGAUAAGGACAAACUUCUGUUCAAGCACAUGUGCUAUGAAAUGGAGAGGUUGCAUAACGGUGGAGAUGUAACGUUCCAUGAUGUAUUGAGCAUGCUCUCAUAUAGAUCGGUUGACAUCAGAAAAAGUCUUCAGCUGGAAGAGCUCCUUGCAAGGGAACAACUCGAGUACACCAUAGAGGAAGAGGUUGCCAAGCAGACGAUACGCAUGUGGUUGAAAAAAUGCUUGAAGCGCAUUAGAGCAAAACAACAGCAGUCAUGCAGUAUCAUUCACAGCCUCCGAGAGAGUCAACAGCAGGAAUUAAGCCGUUUCCUAAAUCCACCAAGCAUUGAAACAACACAGCCAAGUGAAGAUAUGAAUGCUAACAACCAGGAUAACAAUGCACAGCCUGAGGCAAGUAGUGAACAGCAACUGUUAAGCCCCACACUUUCUGACAGAGGUGGAUAUCGACAAGAUUCUGGUGAUUCUGGUAGACCUCAGCGAAAACUUGGACAAUGGCGUUUGCCAUCUGCCCCAAAACCAAUAAGCCAUUCAGUGUCUUCAGUCAACAUAAGAAUUGGGGGUCGGACAACUAUGAAAUCCGUUGUGUGCAAAAUGAAUCCUAUGUCAGAUGUGGCUUCAUGUGGAUCAGAAGUUAAGAAGUGGUGGACAAGGCAACUUACUGUAGAGAGUGACGAGAGUGGAGAAGACCUGCUUGAGAUCUGACUGAGAAACAAUUCCUGUCAAAGAUACACUUAUGCAAAACAACUGUGAAGGAAUAGCAUCUCUGGAUGUUGCUGUUUUUUAAUAAGUGGUUCUAAUUGAUUGUUUAUAUCAAGAUAAGCUUUGGAACUCACUGUCCUUUAACUUGGCAAGAUUUACUACUUAACGUUUAUUUUGAACAUCCAUGAUUAUUAAUGAGCAACAUAAAUGUUCAGGAAAAAAUAGGGGAGUUUUGGCCUUGUUCCUAUAAAUCAUGAGAAACGCUUCAGGCUCUCAAGGCAGGGCUUCCUACUUGCCAGCAGACUUUCAG
This is a messenger RNA of Pseudonaja textilis, 5521 nucleotides long. It is a transcript of the gene NALCN, whose product is annotated as sodium leak channel, non-selective. Gene Ontology annotation, cellular component: plasma membrane. Gene Ontology annotation, biological process: positive regulation of synaptic transmission, cholinergic; positive regulation of synaptic transmission, GABAergic; transmembrane transport. Gene Ontology annotation, molecular function: monoatomic cation channel activity. The record is from RefSeq and is a predicted model, not a curated record. NCBI's taxonomy places the organism in Eukaryota, Metazoa, Chordata, Lepidosauria, Squamata, Elapidae.